This is a messenger RNA of Exophiala dermatitidis NIH/UT8656, 1707 nucleotides long. RefSeq lists its product as uncharacterized. NCBI's taxonomy places the organism in Eukaryota, Fungi, Ascomycota, Eurotiomycetes, Chaetothyriales, Herpotrichiellaceae. Gene Ontology annotation, molecular function: phospholipid binding; clathrin binding. Bases 1 to 1707 code for a protein of 568 amino acids. The transcript has 4 exons. Gene Ontology annotation, biological process: endocytosis; actin filament organization. Gene Ontology annotation, cellular component: endosome; plasma membrane; clathrin vesicle coat. The record is from RefSeq and is a predicted model, not a curated record.
AUGUCGAAAGUCGUAAGAAGUGUCAAGAAUGUCACCAAAGGAUACAGCAGUGUGCAGAUCAAGGUGCGCAAUGCGACAUCCAAUGACCCAUGGGGCCCUACGGGGACAGAUAUGGCGGAGAUUGCAGCUCUGACCUUCAACAACCCAAGUGACUUCUACGAGAUUAUGGAUAUGCUCGAUAAGCGAUUGAACGACAAAGGCAAGAAUUGGCGACAUGUUCUGAAGUCAUUGAAGGUCUUGGAUUACUGCUUGCACGAAGGCUCGGAAUUGGUGGUCACUUGGGCGCGCAAGAACAUUUACAUCAUCAAAACGUUGAGAGAGUUUCAAUAUGUGGAUGAAGACGGCAGAGAUGUUGGACAGAAUGUUCGUACCACGGCAAAGGAGUUGACGUCUCUUAUUUUGGAUGAGGAUCGGCUUAGGAGUGAACGAUCUGAUCGCAAGCUAUGGAAAGCCCGUGUUAGUGGCCUCGACGAAUAUGCCCCUCAGGCCAUAGCCGGCCCUUCCCAGCGCCCACGACGACAAACCAGAAGUGGAGCGGAUGACGAUGACCCUGAGUUACGGCGAGCUCUUGAACUUAGUAAAAUGGAAGCGGACCAAGAGGCGCGAGACAGGAGUCGACAUACCGCCAGCGAGAAUGAUGAACAAGACCCUGAGUUGAGGCGAGCGAUACAGCUAAGCAAGGAGGAGGCCGACCUCCGCGCGCGCCAACUCGAGGACCAAAAUGCUGCUUCUCUCUUCGACGACACUCCUGUGCCGGCCCAAAGUCAACCGACAGGAUUCAACCAGGGUUAUCAGCAGCAGCCAGCUGUUGAUUGGUUUGGAAACCCCCUUCAACAACAGCCACAAAGUACUGGCUUUUUGAGCAAUCAAUAUGCGCAGCCGCAGCAAACAGGUUUUCAGCCUGGUUACACUGGUGCUUUUCAAUCCUCCCAACCGACCGGCUACGAUCAAUUUGGCCAACAACCUUUCUUACAACAACAGAACACCCUGCAACCACAGCAAACAGCAUUUCCGACCAACAAUCCAUACGGUAUGCAAACUGGAACAGAUCUUUUCGGAGCACAGUCACCCCAGCAAGCGGGUCUGCAGCCGGGGACGAACAAUCCCUUUUCCGCUUCUUCACCACAGCCGCUGGACGCGAUGAAGCCGCUGCCUACAGGCUCCAACAAUCCUUUCGCCCAGAGAACGCAGCAAGCCUCUCCUUCGCCAUUUGCCCGAGCGACGAGUCAGCCGGCUUUAGGAACAUUGUUUGAAUCGCAGCCGACUUCCCAAUUCAGCCAACCCACGCAACCAAACCCUAUUCUAAACUAUUCCUCGCCGCAGCCAUCUUUCCAGCAGCAGCAGCAAGCUCAGAAGCCGGUCAAUCCACAGCAUGCCAAGCUCAAUGCACUGUUGGCUUCAGGCGAGGGCCAGGAUACUUUCGGCAAUACGGGCGAUCUGCGUAUUCCUGCCCAACAUACCGCACCUGGAACCUUCGUUAACUCGGCGGGACAAGGUCUGGAUCGUCUUCGUGCGGCUCAGACAGGGACGAACCCCUUCUUUUCGGCACAGGCUACAGGUUUUGCCCAGAACCAGCCUGGGUUUGGUCAACAAGCUCCUGCACAGACUGGACCUGCGGGCGGAUUUGGCGGUUUCACUCAGCAAAACAAUAAUCCUUUUGGACAGAGGCCCGGGGCACAGCAAAGUGGAAGCUUGAUUGACUUGUAG